AUGAUGAAGGGAAACGUAUGGCCGAAACGUGGUGCCGGUGUUGAGGUUGAUGGAUUAGUGGCAUUGAUGGAAAACGAGCACGUGGGACCGUUGAAAUUGGGUAACCGAGGAGAAUUCACGAUGUUAGAUCUUGCAGAGGUUGUGAAAGAAACUAUUGGUCCCAGUGCAACGGUUGAUUUCAAGCCUAACACUGUUGAUGAUCCUCAUAAGAGGAAGCCAGAUAUCGGUAAAGGAAAGGAGCUUCUGAACUGGGAGCCGAAGAUUUCCUUGCAUAAGGGGUUGCAUCUCAUGGUCACCGAUUUUCGAAAUCGCAUCUUGAAUGAAGAUGAAGGAAAGGGAAACAAAUAG
This is a messenger RNA of Fraxinus pennsylvanica, 348 nucleotides long. Lineage: Eukaryota; Viridiplantae; Streptophyta; Magnoliopsida; Lamiales; Oleaceae. The record is from the annotation of a GenBank genome assembly.